This is a messenger RNA of Sclerotinia borealis F-4128, 1359 nucleotides long. The record is from the annotation of a GenBank genome assembly. Lineage: Eukaryota; Fungi; Ascomycota; Leotiomycetes; Helotiales; Sclerotiniaceae.
AUGUCCACUUUGUGGGUCUACAACUCGACACCAGAGGUUAAUGCUCAAUCCAACUAUCCAUUGAUCUUGGGGGUUUCAUCCCCAUUGCUGCUGUUGAUGCUCAUCACGGUCGGCACUCGAUUGUAUGUCAGGGUCCGUACGGUGCGAGGAAUUGGCGCCGAUGACUGGGCUGUCGUGAUUGCGGCGCUGUGUAGUAUUAUUUAUAACUCCUGCACGAUUGCUCAAUCAAGAUGGGGUUUAGGUCUGCCGUUAGCUCUUAGGCCACUGGUCAACUUGAAUACAUAUUCUGUAGUCAAUUAUGCAGGUCGUCCUUUCUACAUGAUGGGGAUCCUGGGUUUCAAAGUCUCGCUUUGCUUCUCCUACCUGCGCAUCCUUUCUAUGGGCCAGCCAAAAUAUCGUCUCUUGGUUUGGUUUGUAAUGAUACUCUGUAUCCUAGGACAUUUGGCUGGAACUUUUGUCCUAAUUUUCAACUGCAAUCCGGUUCAAAGAUCGUGGCACCCCGCGACAAAUCCAGGAACAUGUCUUCCAGUCGGCCCCUUAUUCCUAGGUCUAGCUAUCACUUCAAUCGUAUUCGACGUGAUUAUUUUCUUCCUCCCCAUCCCUUUUCUAUACGGCUUGCGCAUGGAUAAACGGAGGAAAUUCGGCAUCAUAGCUGUUUUUGCCCUCGGCAUUUUCACCACCGUUUGUUCCAUCAUGCGCAUGACGGAAAUCCCGGUUAUUGCGACGGGCAGCGGCAAUUCUACCAUGUUGGUUCUGUGGGGGAACAUUGAGUUGAAUGUUGGGAUCAUCCUAACCUGCAUGCCGGUCCUAGCUCCUCUCUUCAAAGUCUUCAGUAAGAAAUUGAUCUCUUCGGGUAAGACGUCGGGCAGUAAUCCGUAUGCGCAUACGGGGAGUCAUAAUAUGCAGGUUUUUACCAAUAGUAAAUCACAGCAGCGGGCUACGGUUACGAAUUUCAAUUCGAGUGGCAAUGUAAAUGGGAUUGGGAAUGUAAAUGCGAGGGUGUUGAGAGCGUCGAAAUAUCCGGGGGAUGUGAGUGAUAAUGAGAGUCAGGAGACGAUUUUGGGGAAGGGGGGGAGGGAUAAGGAGGGGGGUGGGUAUGAGGGGAGUGAGGGGAUGGGGCUGGGGAGUCAAAGUGGGAGGAGUGGUAUAAGUGAGGAUAGGAGGAGGAGUGUAGAUAGGAGUGGGAGAGUUAGUGGGAGUUGGAUUAGUGAUGAGAGUAAGGGUGGAGAUGGAGAUGAAAAUCGCAAUGAUAAUGGGUUGGAAUUCGAGGGCAUAAUGAGGACAGUAAGAGUCGAUGUCAGUAGUGAAGAACGAGGGCUUGGAGAAGAUGUUUUAGACAAUAGGCGUGGGAAUAUGUGA